GGCUGAUGAUUGCCUUCUUCAAUAAACCAGGCAUGUCUCAGUUCUCGGCGGACGACGAGGCGGAGCUGCAAUCUCUCCUAAGGCAGCUACUGAAAAGCACCAAAGACCGCAUCUCUGGAGCUCCAUCUGUGGAGUGUGCCGAGGAGAUCCUGUUGCACCUGGAGGAGACUGACAAGAACUUUCACAACUAUGAGUUUGUGAAGUACCUGCGACAGUAUGUGGAGAGCAGCCUUGGGGCUGUUAUUGACGAAGAGUCUGAGAACUGUGCCAAGGAAGAGGGCCAUGCCAUCGGCUCGGGACAGGACACGCUGGUGCAUGCUGUGACGAGGAAGACCAGAGAGUCUGUGGAAUACAAGCAGAUGAUGCAGACUCUGAAGAACACCAUGAUGGUGGUGGUGGAGUCGCUCAUCAACAAGUUUGAGGAAGACCAGCUGAAGAAGGAGGAGUUGCACCGCAAGAGCCAGCGCGAGCAGUCCAGCAGCCACUACACCGACAACUGCUCCGACAGCGACUCCUCUUUUAACCAGAGUUACGCCUUCAUCAAGCAUGAGCAGCUGCAGGUGAUUGCGGACAAGCUGGACCCGAGCAGACCCAAGGAGGUGCGCUGGGAGGCCCUGCAGUCUCUGUGCUGUGCUCCCCCCUCUGACGUACUGAGCUGUGAGAGUUGGACUGGCCUGCGCAGAAACCUAUCCGCAGCACUCGCCGACCCUGACCCUGACCUGAGUGAUAAGGUCUUGCGAUUCUUCGCCAAAACAUUCUCCUCGUGCCCGCUCAGUGUCACCAGGGAAAUCUACACCAGCCUAGCUAAAAGUUUGGAGAAUGACUUUCUGUACCACAAAGUGAGCUUUCCUGUGGCCACAGAUGGGAUCGAUGUCACCAGGCAGGAUGUGACACGUCUCCUCAAACAGAUGCGCUUGAUGAAUGACUUUCAAAAGGAAGUGACCUCAUUCUGGAUACGCCACCCAGAGAAGUAUAUGGAGGAGAUUGUGGAGAGCACUCUGGCCCUACUGUCCCUGCACUCAGAGCCCGGCCUGGGGCCCCACAGCUCCGACAGGGUCCUAGAGCCCCUCCACCUCCUUGCCCUGCUCGACACAAAGGCCACCUGGUUCAAGAAAUGGAUGCAUGGCUACUACAGCCGAACUGUGGUCCUGCGUCUCCUGGAGAGGAAGUACAAGUCAGUGAUUGUGGCCGCUGUGCAGCAGUGCGUCCACUACGCCGAGAGCGCGGACCCAGUUGGGGACGAGACGACGGACCUCGCCUACGCCAUGGAGCACCAGCAGAUCAGCUGUGUGCAGAGGAUGCUCUACACAGGGAGAGAGCUGGAGUAUGUCUACUUUGUGCAUUCGCUGUGCAUGCUCGGGCGCCUGCUCAUGUACACCAACGGCAGGAAGCUCUUCCCCAUCCGAGUCAAGAACCGGAAAGAUCCUAUCAUGCUGACCGACCUGGUGGUGACGUUCAUCCAAAUCAUGUACCUGCACCCCAAACCCACCUUUGAUGAUGUCACUCAAACAGACUCCCUGUCGCCUACGGCUCUGGUGAUGGAGGUGUUGCAUAUGCUGUGUGAGCGCGUGGACUGUGCGGUGGACUGCCUUUACCAGCCCGCUGUGCUGGAGGUCCUCCUGGCCCCCGUCAUCACGCUGCUGAAAGGGAGACCGGUCAAGCUGAAGUCGCCGGAGAGCACGCUGAUCCACGUGGCCGACACGCUGGCGCGCAUGGCCACCACAGAGAGGGGCCUGUCCCUCUUCCUGUACGACAGGAACCUGCUCUCGGCCAACGGGGACAGCAUCUCUGCGGCCCACGUGGUGGUGCAGUUCACGCAGCGUCUGCUGGCCAGGGACCUGCCUGCGCUGGCUGGACUAGAGCCCCACAUGGCCGUUUGCGGGGCCUUCAUCUUUGUGUGCCGCCAGAUGUACAACACCUGCGAGGGCCUGCAGGCCCUGAGGCCCUACGGUCUGCACUUGAGCAUCGCCGCCGCCUGGAGGAAGACGAGCGCACAGUCGGAGCGUGUCCCCACUCCUGUGCCUGGAUCCCCCAGCACAGCCUCCACUCAGGAGCCCCUAAACACGCUGGCGUGGGAGGAGACGCUGCUGGACAACUUGCUGAACUUUGCGGCCACACCGCGGGGCCUGCUGCUGCUCCAGCAGACGGGCGCCAUCAACGAGUGUGUCACCUACAUGUUCUCACGCUUCACCAAGAAGCUCCAGGUGAGCCGCUGUGAGAAGUUUGGCUAUGGCGUCAUGGUAACCCAAGUGGCCGCCACUGCCCCAGGUGUGGUCGCUCUCCGCAGCUCAGGCUUUGUCCAGGCCAUCGUGGUGGAGUUGUGGUCUACGUUAGAGUGUGGCCGAGAGGACGUCCGUGUGGUCCAGCCCAAGUCCACGCCCAUGGACCCCAUUGACCGCUGCUGCCUGAAGUCGUUCCUGACUCUGGUGAACCUCCUGUCGUCUCCAUAUGCCACAUGGGAGCUGCUGGGAGGCCAGGCUUUGGCCAACAAGAGCAGCUACAACCUCAGGGAGAUGCCCACCUCCAUCAUCGAUUUGAUUGACAGGCUCAUUGCUGUCAACUCCGACGCUAAGAUUCACUCGCUUUUCAACUAUGAGCAGUCACACACGUUUGGCCUGAGGCUGCUGAGCGUGAUGUGCUGUAGCCUGGACACUCUGCUGCUGCUGGAGGCUCAGUACCGGCUGAGUGACAUGCUGCUGCAGGGCCAGAGGGACAGCGUGACGGACCCUGAUAGUGGGGACGGGGAGUUCAUCAUUGACGGGCUGACGGUGGAGCGCAACCACGUUCUGGUGCGCAUGAGUGUGAUUGGUGGACCCACAGAGCGCAGAUUACCACCCCGGGCCCUUAUGAAGGGGAGUGAUCCGUACCCCUGGCCCAUGUUCUGCUCCUACCCGGUGCCUAGGCACUACAUCCUCGACGGGCCAAAGACCUCCAGGGGCAGGCAAGAGUCUGAGCUAAGUGCUUUCCUGGCCUCCUCGAAGGAUGCACAGCUGGACGACAGCUGGAUGGACAGCUGUAGGAGGCUCUACUGCAAAGUGAUGACCACCAAGGCCAGUGUCAUCACCGGAAACGUUCUGUGUGACCUGCUGGAGAAAGCCGUGCUGUAUCUCUCCUCCUCUCCAGCCGAAUGCCUCUUCCCACCCAUCGAGCACAGCGGUCUGGAGGGCACCACUGGGGGGAGCUGUGGCCUAUCUCCCAUGGAGCAGCUGGGGAUGAGAGUCGCCCUCAGGUACGGAAAGUUCCUGAAGCUCCUUAAGGACGACGCAGAGGCAGAGUUUGCUCUCCUCCUCCGCCGCUGUAAAGACUUCCUGUCCCAGCAGCGCGUGAAAACCGACUCUGAGAAUCUCUACACGGUGCAGGUGGGCUCGGGGCCCCCUCCUGAUUGGCUGAGCUCCAGCAUGCCUCCUCAUGAUUGGCUGUGCUCCAGCGUGUUCCUGAUGGCGGCGGGGGACGGCUCGCGGGCGCUCAACCUCCUGAUGCGUCUGGCCCGCCUCCUGGUCUCCGCCUUCCUCUGGCCACAGAGACUACACGCCUCCGUGCAGCUCCCAGUAGAACUUGCCCUGUCAGGCAUCCCUGCGGUGUACUGGUGCACAGCCCACUACGUGGAGCUACUGCUGAAGGCCGAGCUGCCUCUGGUCUGCUCCGCAUUCCGCAUGUCUGGAUUCACCCCCUCACAGAUGUGUGUCCAGUGGUUGGGUCAGUGUUUCUGGAACUACCUGGACUGGCCUGAGAUCUGUCACUACGUGUGCACCUGUGUGGUGCUGGGGCCGGACUACCAGGUGUACAUGUGCAUCGCCCUCCUCAAACACCUGCAGCCAGACAUCCUGCUGCACACUCAGACCCAGGACCUGCAGGUCUUCCUUAAGGAGGAGCCCGUGUCCGGCUUCAAGGUGAGCAACUACCUGGAGUUCAUGGAGGGCCUGGAGCGCCGCUACCGAGCCAUGGUGCUGACGGACAUGAGGAGCAUCCUACACACACACACCUGAUCUGGAGCCCCUCAUCCUACACACACACACCUGAUCUGGAGUCCCUCAUCCUACACACACACACACACACACCUGAUCUGGAGUCCCUCAUCCUACACACACACACCUGAUCUGGAGCCCCUCAUCCUACACACACACACCUGAUCUGGAGUCCCUCAUCCUACACACACACACACACACACCUGAUCUGGAGUCCCUCAUCCUACACACACACACCUGAUCUGGAGCCCCUCAUCCUACACACACACACCUGAUCUGGAGCCCCUCAUCCUACACACACACACACACACGCCUGAUCUGGAGUCCCUCAUCCUACACACACACACACACACGCCUGAUCUGGAGUCCCUCAUCCUACACACACACGCCUGAUCUGGAGUCCUUCAUCCUAUACAGACACACACACACACGCCUGAUCUGGAGUCCCUCAUCCUACACACACACACACACACGCCUGAUCUGGAGUCCCUCAUCCUACACACACACGCCUGAUCUGGAGUCCUUCAUCCUAUACAGACACACACACACACGCCUGAUCUGGAGUCCCUCAUCCUAUACAGACACACACACACACACUCAUUCACCUGAUCUGGAGUCCCUCAUCCCACACACACAGGCCUGAUCUGCCAAGCCUCCACCCUCAAUCAAGUCUGUAUUCAGAACCUGAUCCAGAACCUCUCCGAGUCCCCAGAUAUUGCUCCUCUCAGAAGAUCUGUAAACGGAACCAUUCUAAAUGUCCUGAUGUGGAACAAUCCAGACUCAGUGUUGAUUUAUACUAAACAGUCCAAUCCAGUCUAUCCAAUGGACUCCAUGACCAGACUUCCAUUUUGUAUUCCUGGAGGUGGAAAAAGGAGCAUCACAAUCACACUUGAUUAAGUGUGUAUGUGUGUUUGUAAUUUAUUUGCAAUGGCAUAAGUGUGUCAUAUAUGGUGUCCAUCACACUCUGUUUCCAUUCUCACUGAGGUGUGUUUUAACACUUGCUAGUAUGAGGGCAAGAGAAGAUCAAUAUUAAAUCAAUAUUUGCCAGGGGUGUGAAUUUUGUUUGUGUGUGUGUGUGUGUGUGUGUGUGUGUGUGUGUGGUGUGGUGUGGUGUGUGUGUUUGUGUGUGUGUGUGUGUGUGUGUGUGUGUGUGUGUGUGUGUAUGAAAUGGCAGCAUUCGCUCUGAAAAGAACCCUUUGUAUUUAUUGCAUCUAAAUUUUGUUUGUACAGUUCUCUUAAAGUUGUAUAUUGUGCCUGUAACAAUUGAUUGCACGGUUGCUAAUAAAACCCUUAUGCUAUAUAA
Messenger RNA from Sardina pilchardus (European sardine), 5268 nucleotides. RefSeq names its product TBC1 domain family, member 32 (gene tbc1d32). The transcript is spliced from 34 exons. Gene Ontology annotation, cellular component: trans-Golgi network. The coding region runs from base 6 to 3986 and encodes 1326 amino acids. Lineage: Eukaryota; Metazoa; Chordata; Actinopteri; Clupeiformes; Clupeidae. Gene Ontology annotation, biological process: Golgi to plasma membrane protein transport. The record is from RefSeq and is a predicted model, not a curated record.